Messenger RNA from Psilocybe cubensis, 1476 nucleotides. RefSeq lists its product as uncharacterized. The record is from RefSeq and is a predicted model, not a curated record. Bases 1 to 1476 code for a protein of 491 amino acids. NCBI's taxonomy places the organism in Eukaryota, Fungi, Basidiomycota, Agaricomycetes, Agaricales, Agrocybaceae. The transcript has 7 exons.
AUGGCACGCUUCCCUACUUCCUUGGUCUCUUUCCUCAUUCUCGCUUGUGCAUUCCAAGCCAAUGCUGCUCCUCUUCAGGGUCGUGGUGCAGGCAAAGCAGGCUCUGUUAACGCAUGUACCUCAGCACAAACUUCGCUCGUUACCCAAAUCAAGUCAGCCAAUGAUGCUCUCAUCAAAACUGCCAACUCUUCCCCUAAGGAUGUUGCUCUGAUCGAAUCCCUGACCGCCAUCCAGAAAGGAUUGAAGGAGUCUUUGAGUGGAGUUAAUAACGUCGCCGAUUCUCUCUCCAAGGGCAGCACUCCUUCUCUCACCAGCUUCAGUUUGAUUGCUAGUGGACUGGACAAUGCCAGGACUGCCCUGUCCGGCACCAAAGCUGUUGAUGCAAGUAAAGCCACACAGCUCCUCAAAUCUGUCCAGGAUAAGAUCAACAAGGCCCUCGCUGCUGGAACGAAAGUUGUCGAGGCAUGCGGGACAUCCAGUGUUACCACCACCCUCGCCAUCGAGUCCAAAUCCGCAUCGGAGACCGCGACCGCCGUUGAAAGCGCCAGUACCACCGAGAGUGUUUCCGCGUCCACGAUGAGUACCGAUCACGCUUCCGCCACAACCACAGCUGCCGCCGAGUCUGCCUCUGUCACGGAGUCGGCGUCCGCUUCGACUACUUCGGAUGCCGCUGCUACAACGACUGCUAUUGAGUCUGUCACGGAGUCGGCGUCCGCUUCGACUACUUCGGAUGCCGCUGCUACAACGACUGCUGUUAUGUCUGAGGUGGUGACGUCUUCCUCGAGUGCUGCGGAGACCUCCUCAACUGCCGCCGCUGCAACAGACACAUGCCCUCCUCAAGUGACCGUCACACAAGCUGGUGCUGCUGUAACCAAGACCAUUACCAAAGCUGCUAUCCAGACGAAGACCGUGAUUAAAGCUGGCGCCGCCGGCAAACAGAAGACUGUUACUGUUACCGCCGCCGCUGUUACCGUCACCGUCACUGCCGAUGCCACUGCCACAGAAUCUGCGAGUGUAUCUGAGGCUGCUUCCACUACGGAGACAUCUACAUCUGCUGCUGCGACCGAAACCAAGAAGAAGGUCCUCCUCGAGAAGCCCAAAGUCGCCGAGAAAGCCAAGGGCCCCAAACGCGUAGAAGACAAGGGCCCCAAACGUGCGGACGACAAGAAGAAGGGCAGGAAGUCGUCGACCUCCGAGGCAGCUACCAGCACGGUCGAGACUGCUACCGCCACCGCUUCUGAGACCGCCGCAUCAGAGACUGCCACCGCCAGCGAAUCAUCGACAGUCAGCGCUUCCGAGACUUCAAGCGUCGCUGAGACCGCUGUAAGCACCUCCGCUGCUGCCACGUCGACUACCGCCGCUUCGCAGGAAACCGGUCGACCCGACCAUCCUGGAACCAACGACGACCUCCCCACCGUCGGCAAACGCUUCUUUGACUACAUUGUCAAGCACCCUGCGCGCAGUGCCACGAACUAG